AAGAAAUGUUUCGUCUGCAAGAAAAGAACUCCACUGGCUUCCAACUUCCUCUGCAGGUGCGGCCAAAACUUUUGCACCUUGCACAGGUACCCAGAGGCCCACGCGUGUACCGUCGACUACAAAGUCGAGGGUAGGAAGGCCCUUCGCGAGAGCCACCCCGUCGUUACGGUCCCCAAGUUACCCAAGAUCUAA
Molecule: messenger RNA, 192 nt
Organism: Helobdella robusta
Lineage: Eukaryota; Metazoa; Annelida; Clitellata; Rhynchobdellida; Glossiphoniidae
Exons: 2
Molecular function (GO): zinc ion binding
Source: RefSeq, a predicted model, not a curated record